AUGGGAACAACCAUUUCAUCAGCUCAAGCAAGGUUACUCACAUUUCCGGCAAGGACUCACUGGGAAAUACCACGGAUAUUCUCCAUAAAUGGUCCUCUUUUGUCUGUUCUGAACCGGUCCAAUUCUGUUACUACAAAAGAUAACUGUGAUCAUAGUCUCAAAACCUAUGCAAUGAAUAAUACAACAGCUACCACAUCCAAGACUCUUUAUCAUGACAACUGGUUUGAAAGUCUUGCCAUUGCUUACAUAACUAAACUUAUUCAAGAAUCCGCUGGAAUAAAAAAUGACAUACCCGGGUACAAGGGGCUUGUGAUGGUCUCCAAAGAGGUGUUUCGGGAGUUUAACACAAUUCAACAACGAGAACUUCUUGUUAAGGCACUUGAGAAAGCUAUUCCUAGUUCUUCACUCAACAUGGCAAAACUGACACCACAAUCGAAGUUUACAAGGGAGCUGUUUGCCUUCAUAACCACCAUUGCCUUUCCUUGGCUUGUCGGCCCUAGUGAGGUAAGAGAGUCAGAGUUUCAAGGGAGAAAGGAGAAAAAUGUAGUUCAUAUAAAGAAAUGCAGGUUUCUCGAGGAGGCUAACUGUGUAGGUAUGUGUACAAACAUGUGCAAGAUGUCGACACAAGAGUUCUUUAUGAAAAAUUUCAGGACCCCAGUCAAUAUGGUUCCUAAUUUUGAUGAUAUGAGCUGUGAGAUUAUAUUUGGGCAAGAUCCUCCUGCACAAGAAGAUGAUCCGGCCUUUAAGCAACCAUGCUACAAAUUAUGUAAUGUAAAACAAAAGCACAGUGCAAGCUGCAUUAGCUAGACCCUCAAGGAGAAAGGCAGUGUUCGCCAGUUGGUUAAAAAAGUCCAACUUUAGGAGUUUCACUAGACUGACAAUAGGCCAAAUAAUUAUAAGUAACUCGAGAUAUGAUGUGUGACUAUGUAUGAAGAAAACUUACUUUCAAAAUGUGUAACACAUACCAUGUCAAA
This is a messenger RNA of Erigeron canadensis, 974 nucleotides long. Its product is annotated as beta-carotene isomerase D27, chloroplastic-like. The record is from RefSeq and is a predicted model, not a curated record. NCBI's taxonomy places the organism in Eukaryota, Viridiplantae, Streptophyta, Magnoliopsida, Asterales, Asteraceae. The transcript is spliced from 7 exons. The coding region runs from base 1 to 807 and encodes 268 amino acids. Gene Ontology annotation, molecular function: iron ion binding.